AUCAAUGCAGAAGUCUCUUGGCUCCAAGUCUCACGCACCGUGGCUGCUGCCCGCUCAGGACAACCUCUUGAUCCACAACUUCAUCCGUUGUAUACACAACACUUCCGACCCAGUAUGUGGUUUGCACAGCUGGCUCCGCUCAAUGCAGACCUGACAACCUGGCAUAGCAACCUUUUGGGGCCGACUUGUUUGAAGUGGACAGGACCAUCCAAGUGGCGACUGCGGGAAUCUCGUCCUCGUGGGAUGGGUAAUGGCGGCGAUAAAGUAACCGAAUCUAUUCAGUCGGCCCAUUCCAGACCCACACUGUCGGCGAUUUUGGCCACCGGCUGGGAUUCAGUGAGCCUGAUUGACCCAGACCAGGGAACCUUACUGGCCACACAUCGGCUACCGUGUCGUCCGACACAUUCACCUACUUUGCUACGCCUGUCACAGUCCGAUACGGAUCGGUCGAUUGUGGGCAGCGAGUUUAUCAUUCCGUGCGAGGGAAUGUUGUUGGCAUUCGGAGUGGUGUACGAAAUUCGUCUGGUCGCUUUCAUACUGACAGUGCUCAGCCUGUUCGGAUCGUUUCUCAUGAUACAUUUGUGCUGCCAAUUUUCCUUACUGGAAUCGGAAUACUGA
Molecule: messenger RNA, 618 nt
Organism: Echinostoma caproni
Lineage: Eukaryota; Metazoa; Platyhelminthes; Trematoda; Plagiorchiida; Echinostomatidae
Source: the annotation of a GenBank genome assembly